AUUACUCCGCGGUCACACCGGGCCGCACAUUUGUUGUCUUGUCGCGUUGCCGUUCGCAAACGGCGAUCCGUUAAAGUCUUUUUGCUUCUUGCUCUUUGCCAGUCAAAGCCCUGAUAAAAUGUUGUAAUAUUACUCUUAUUACACGACCAGUGUUUCAUUCGACAUAGCGAGAGGUGUGUAAAAUUGUUCACUUUGCCCCCAGCCCCUACAUAAGAGUGUCAAGCUAAAGAAGAAAGAGAUAUGCUGAAAAGCUGAAGAAGAAGAGGAAAGAAAAGUAUCUCUUCUCUAUUUAAAAAUGUGUGUCAGUGUAUUGUGCGGCGGCAGCAGAAAAAAAAGAGCAUAAGCAGCAGCAGCAACAACAAGAUAUAAUAAAUAAUAGCUCUAGCACCGUUUUGGCGACGACGUCUUCCCAAAGGGAGACCCCUGAAGAGGUCUUUUAAUUGUGGCAUUGUUUCCAGUAUUUUUUCCCAUCAUCCAAUUUCCAAGACGCGUUUUGUGCCAAAUAACAGCAAAUUAUUCCCCGCUUUUUGACGGGAUGAUAGUGAAGUGUGUGUGAAAGAGUGUGUGGUGUGUGUGUCGGGAAAGGGCAAGUUGAAGUGUGUGCGUGUGGAAGGAGAGGACUAGCUCUGCUGCUGUCAUCAUCCAUCCUGUAUCUCCAUUUCUCACCCAUUGUUUAAGUGUGUUGUUUCGUUUCCCACGCAUUAUGCUCGCGCUUUGCUAUUGGAAUAGUUGAUGUUGCUGACUGUUUGAGAGCCGAAGCGAUCAUGUCCGAGAAGGUGAGCGCGUCCUUGGCAUCGCAAUUGCAUUCGCAUGCAUUGGCCACAACCGACGGAAGUGGCGCCGCUGCCGGCUGCCACCAUCCCACCACAAAGGAUGCCCAUCCCCCGCUGCAGUUCGAAAUGGAUGCCCCGGCGGCGGCAAUCAGCGCGCAGUUGAAUUUCAAAAUAAUGCCAGCGGACAGUCUGCCCGGCCUGAGCUACCAGGAGAUGUUUGCUUCCAUGAACACAUCACAAAUCUCCAAUGCCUCCACCGAGGCAUCCUCCAGCUGCAGUCCACAAUUGGGACUGGGAUUGGGUCUGGGAUUGGGUGUGCCAAUGGGGCCCCCGCCACCAAAGCCCAGUCGCCAGCAUAUGGCUGUGCAGCCAUUGACCACAUCCAAAUCGUGUCGCUUUCCCAAGCUAGAGGAGUGCGCACAUUUCCACUACGAGCGCGUACAACUGGGACCCCUCUCUGUCCAGCUGCUGGAUGACAAGUCCGAGCACAUGGGCAGCAGCAUAGCCUCCCAGUCGAUUGGCGGGGAUCUGCCGCACAGCUCGCUGAGGAGCUUCUCCCCCGAGAGCUGUUGGUUCAUCAUUCGUGUGUGUCCGCAGCGCUGCGAGCCCUUUCUGAUCAAAAGAUCCUUUGAGAAUAUGCAACUGCUCGACGAAAUGCUGCAUCGCUGUGUGUACGAUCGAAAGAUCAGUGGCCUGAGGAACAUGGCAGAGCUGGCCGAAGAGCUGCCGAGCGAAACGGAUGUGGAGUAUGCGGUGGGCAAGUACUUGGAGCGCUUCUCGAAGAUUGCCUCUGAUUCCCUGACCUGCGGCACCAUCCUGACGUGGCUGCAGCUGGACAACAAGGGGCGACGCCUGCCCCUGGCCGAUGGCGAGACGCAGCGAACCAUCAACACCCCGGCGGUGGGGGCAGCUUAUGGCGUGAGGCGCUAUCAGGCCCAGGCCCCGGACGAAAUAAACAUCGAAGUGGGGGAUAUGAUCUCAGUGAUCGACAUGCCCAGUCCCGCCGAGUCGAUUUGGUGGCGCGGCAAGAAGUCCCAUCUGCAAAAGUCCCUCUACGAGGUGGGCUUCUUUCCGCAGUCGUGCGUGGCCACCAUUGGGGACAAGGUGCCGAGGAAUUUCCCCAUGCCAGCGCCCCUAGUGGGCCAUCUGGAUGCCUCCCCCACGAAGCCAGUACUGCGAAAACAUGGCAAGCUGAUAGCCUUCUUUCGAUCCUUUAUCCUGUCGCGUCCGUCGCGGCGACGGCUCAAACAGAGCGGCAUUUACCGCGAACGGGUGUUCAACUGCGAUUUGUCGGAACAUUUGCUGAACAGCGGCCAGGAUAUACCCAUGGUCCUGCGAUCCUGUGCGGAGUUUAUAGAGAACUAUGGUGUCAUCGAUGGCAUCUAUCGACUCUCUGGCAUCACCUCGAAUAUCCAGCGUUUGAGACGCGCCUUUGACGAGGAACGAGUCCCGGAUCUAGGCAAUCCGGAGAUGAAACAGGACAUCCAUGCCGUCAGUUCGUUGCUAAAAAUGUACUUCCGUGAGCUGCCAAAUCCUCUGUGCACCUACCAGCUUUACGACAAUUUCGUGGAGGCCAUACAGGUGAAGGCCGACGAGGCGGAUGAGCGUCUGAGGCUGAUGAAGGAGACGGUACUGAAGCUGCCGCCGCCACACUACAGAACCCUCAAAUAUCUGGCUGAGCAUUUGUACAAGGUCUCGCAGCAUCACGAACGCACUGGCAUGACGGACAAGAACCUGGCCAUUGUUUGGGCCCCCAAUUUGUUGCGUUCCCCUGCCCUCGAGUCUGGUGGGGUGGCCGCCCUUCGAGGCGUUGGCGUCCAGGCCGUGGUCACCGAGUACCUGAUACGGAAUUGCCAUAACAUAUUCGAUGCUCUGGAGGACCAGCGUCACAGUGUGCUGCCAGUGGCAGUGGCACUGAAUCCUAGCGAGAGAGGAGAGCUCCGUUUGGAGUCACUCACCGACUGCGAGAGCCUGCUGGUAGAACAACGCGAACAGGAUCAAUCUUUGGGUAUGGUAGAGCGCCCCAAGAGCCUGAGCACAGGAGGAGCCAAGCUCAUCAGCCUGGAGGAGGCCCAAGAGCGACACUCACGCAUCGAGGGGGGAGAUCUGAAGCAUUCGCUGCCGAUUAGCAUGCUGGCGAGCAGCUGCAGCAGCAACACCAAUGCCGCUGCUGCUGCUGGGAACGCAGCCACCAAUAUAGGAUCUUACAUCGAGGUGGGGGGAGGUCCCUCCAGUCUCCCCGACAAAUACCACACAGUGCUGUCGGCGCCACGCAGCUGGCAGAAGCGUAAACCAGACAAAACGCCCUCAUGGAAGUCGAUUUUUACGCGCAGUCAGCGUCAGGGCAAUGUCGAUCCCAGCCACAAGAUCACCAUUGAAGCGGGUGUCGGAAAAUUGGAUCCUGUGUCCUCGCGCGUUAGCUUUGUCCAGGCCUCCCAUGCGCAUGCCAGCAAGGAGCUCUCGAAGCACGACAAGCCCAAAUCCAUAGAGCUGCUGGAGACGACACACGAACGAGAGCCCAAGCCCAUGGAGCUGUGCAUACGCUCCAAUUCCAUUGACAGCCUGCGGACAGUGGGUCAUUCGCGCAGCGUCUCCCAUGACUCGUACUUUGAUCUGCUGCAGUCCCCCCAGCGGGGACACGUGACCACCUGCCCCUCGAGGGAGCUCUCAGAGCUGGGGCUCAAUUUCGAUCGUGAGGAGCCGGAGAUGCGCAUCUUUUCGGAGAGCGAAUCGCUCGUCAGUUCCCCGCGUGUGGGCAAAGAAAACGUCCCCCCGGCGUCGGGAUGCGCCACGCGCAGGAUAAUGCGCGCCCGCCCCGAGGAGUUCUCCAGUCAGACGAACAGCGUGAAUCCCAGUCCCAAGAAGCAGCCGCGUCUCAAUCUAUUGUCUCCCUCGUCGGCCAGGGCCCUGCCUCUUCCAUUGCCAGCCACUGCCGUGGCGGCAGCGGCUCAACCGGGGCCGCAGCACCAUUGCGGCCACGAGCCAGCGGGUGCGGAGAACUGCUGCAAGCGCUACAAACUGGAGGAUCAGCUCUGCGAUAUACAGUUUAUUGAUUGCGGCACGCCCGAGCAUGCGCCGACGGUGCAGCAACAGUUUGCCAGCGUGGAAGUGCAUCCGCCACCGAAGCCCGCUAGGUCGCAUGCGCCAGGACCCACAUCUCCUGCCUCGGCGCGGUAUAGCUAUCCCUCAGUGCAAUUGGGGGCCAAGCGAAAGGAGCAGCAGGCGGCCAAGGAGAGAUUUAGCUAUCAGGGGACGUUCAUGCAGCAAGGGGGGAAGCCAGAGCAGACCCCACGUCCCGCAGUGCACAAUAACACGGUACCAAUGCGCACCAAACCCCGAGUGGAACUGCCGCCAGAUGCCACCGAUUCGCAGGGAAAGCUAUCGGUGGCCACACCCACAACGCCUCAAAGGAGUCCACGAUACAGCCUGCUGCUGUGCGACACGGAGGAGAGUUCUGAGAACAGUUCGGCUGUGACCACACCCCAAUACGAUAUGGAGCCACUGAUGCGAACCUCAGCCAUGUCGGGCAUCUCUGGGGUAUCCUCCAACAUGCAGCAGCAGCUGCUGAUGGGAGGCGGUAGCUCUCAUGAGAGUCUGGGACAGCAUUUUAACAAUCACCAAGACAUGGAUCAGCGUGAUAUGAAUGCCCUGAAACGAGAGUUGUCUUUAGAUUUGCAACCAGUGCAGCCACGCCUGCCGCAGCCCGCGAAUCGUGCGGCCACAUUGCCCGUGAAGGAACAACUGCAGGCAGCAGCAGCCGCUGCCUCGCCCAACAAUUCGAAUUUCACGGACAACACUAGUCAGUCGGUAACGCCCAGCGAAUACGGCUACCAGCAUUUGCAGCGGCAUCUCAGCAUGCACUCGCUGCUGGCCACAGAGGAGAGCUCCCCGGUGUACGAGGACUUUGAGCAGACGCCCAGCAAUGGACUGCACAAACUGGUGGCAGCCACAAGUCCCAUUAAGUCAACCAUAAGCAUCACAUACAAGUCCCCGGAGAAGGAGAAGCCGCAGCAGAAGCUGCUGGAAACCAACUUUGACGAGAAUAUCGUGUACGAGCAGGUGAAGCUCUUCCGCAAUUCGGUGACGGAAGUCAAUCAGAUGAUGCUGAGAGACCAGGAGACGCGGCCCCCCUGUCUGAAGCAGAUCGAGGAGGAGGAGCACGAUGUGUGUGCCAGCAAGGCGGAAGAGAUGACAGAGCAAUUGCUGCAAUUGGAAAAGGAGCAGCAGCAGCAGCAACAGCAACAGCUCUUGGAGCAUCAGGAACUGACCGAAGACGAUGAGCAGGAAUCCCAAUUGCUGUACGAAAACAUUGAGCUACGUAAACCGAAAACAGUCUACGAAAAUCUACGUGGCGAGGAAAUGAAACUCAUUUUAGAUCCAGACCUCAAACCAGUCGUCAACAGUGAUCGAAUCGAAUUGGAUAGUCUCGACAGUUUGCCCGAUAACAUGGAACAGGAGCACGAGCUGCCAACAGAACUCCAUCUGGCACCAAUGCCAGCCAUGCCAGUCAGCAAAUCGCCAUCGUUCAGUGUCAAGGAGUUGGCCAAUAAAUUCGAGAGUUCUCCCGUGGAGCAGCUGCCCAGCUUUGACUUUUCGGUGCGCGGCGGCUCCAUGAAGAAGCCAAAUGAGUUGAGUGUGCCUCUGUCCAUGCCCAAGGCCAUGCCCGCACCUGUUCCACUAAAGAAACUGAACAACGCACAGAAGAUCACGCGUUCGCUGGACGAGAAUGCCUUUGUGCGUGAGUUUGGGGGCAAACAGUUGCAGGAUCUGUCGCUGAGCAAGUUGCCAGAACUGCCAGAAAUGAACAAUCGCCGCAAGAGCUUCGAUUUUACGCGUCCCAAGACUUUGAAUCCCCCAAAGAGGCUGCCGGGCAUGAGCAUCACCGAGGAGAUCUGUCAGAAGCGCGGCAGCAGCGGCGGCGGCGAACCCGAACCGAUUGCCAUCACUCCCACCACAGAGAAUCGCAUUUCCCUCAUACAGAAUAAUGUACCCAAAGAUCAGCCAGCAUCAGCUACACCGUUUCCCCCACCUGUCGGACGAAAGAGUGUGGUCGCGGGAGUGAUUCUCGAUCGCGAGCGCAUUGAGAAGAUCAAGGAGGAGCGACGCCAGCAGUUGACACAGAAGUACCAUGGCGACACAUUGAAGUCGCGAUCGAAAACGGAACUGAACUCAACGGACGACAGUAAUUUCCCCGCCACGGAGUCGUUGCGCAUUAAAUCCAAGUCACGCGGUGAUAUGCACUCACUGCAAAAGGACAUGGACAUGAAUCUGAAGCAACUGGCCCGUGUACCGGGCGGUGGCUCUGAGAGCACACUACAUACAGUGCCCAGCGAUUAUGUGGGGCAAGGAAAUGGACAGCAGGGACAACAGCAGCAGCGUGUGCGUAGCAUUUCCGAUGAGAAGAAUCAAAAUUGUGAUACCAAUAGUGGUGGUGGAGUUGCAGGUGGAGGUGGUGUGGGCACAACGCUUCUGAGUGUAAAAACGGCUGCCCAGAAAUACGGCAACCAGAAGGCAGCUCCAUCAUCGUCAGCAUCGAUAGCAUCGUCGUCGUCAUCGUCGUCUGGGCUGGUGCGUGGCCCACCGCCGCAGCCCCUGCCGCGUGAGCGCAUGCCACAAAGGAAUUCGUUGGCAGCCGAGAGCAAUGCGAGCGCCAACAACAGAGAAAAGAUCUCACCACAAUUCUCAAUACGCGAUGUGACAGCGAUGUUCGAAUCUCGUUUACAAAACCAAUAGAGUUUAAGUAAAGAACAAAACUUACCAACUAAAUUGCAUCGAAAUAAUGAGACAGACGGCUAUACGCCUUCUGCUAUAUAUAUAAUCACAUUUAAUAAUGGAUUCGGCAGCGAAUUAUAUAUGCUAUAUAUUUUAUUUAGUUUUCUAAAACAUGUACUUUUAAGCAUUGGAAAUUCUCUCUUAUAUCUGGCGCAAGCGGCAACCCCAAAGACACUUUCAGCUACAUACUAUAAAAUGCCGCCUGAGGAUUCGGAUCUGGAUAGCAAGAAUAAUAUAUAAUGAUAAUGACAACGCCUUGCGCCCUGAAAUCGUAUGCAAAAUUCAAUUUUGUUUUGGAGAAAGAAGAGCAUCAAGAUGGAAGAGAGAAAGUUGAACUAAAAGACCAUCCUAUACCCCCCAAGUGGAUGAAAAUUGUUAAUGCAUUUCAUACCCCCAUAAAGGUGUUACGUUUCAUUGAAAAAGUUAAUUAAAUUUCGGUUUUUAUUUGUAUUUUUGUGAUUUUUUUGUUUGUUUCUCGAAUGUUUUCUGUAAUUCUAAUUUUUCUUUUGACGCGUAAGAGCUUUCUGUAAGCCUUUUGCAAGCAACUUUGAGCGAGUUGUAUUUAAGUUAAUUAUUAUACGAUUAAACGAUUAAUUUAUACAUACUAUAUCUUUUAAAACAAUAAACUCGAUUGCAUUGUCCCCACUUCGAUCCAUAAAUACACUUUGUAAAUACUCGUUCUUUGGCUUUGCUUUUCACUUGAAUGUUUCUUUAAGUGGAUAAAAACUAUAACACAAAACUAGAUAUAUAUCUACAGUACAAGUUGAAAAGUCUGUGUACGCGACUUGAUUGAGGUCUGAUAGAGGUUUUUUCAAGACAAUUAAAAACAAAAAAUACUCUACUAAUAUAAGUCCUAAUGAUGUAGUAACACUAAUUAACACACUUAAUGGUUGUCUACAUGAACAAAAGAAACAUUUACUGGUAACAGUUCGCUAUGAAAUGAAAAGCUGGAAAUAUAAUAGAUUUUUCACCUAGAAAUGCUGUACAAAAUAUUUGCUUUUUCUUUCUAUGAAUUAAUAAUUUGAUUGUACGAUUGAAAUCUAAUUCCAGUCUGUUUUGAGAUUCCUAGUUGUACUACAAAAGCAGUGUAGUGUUUUUCAUCAAUUGCUGAAUAUAGUUGAAAAAGCAUAUAUGUAUUUCUUAGAGAUAUGUAGAGAUUAUCCUUUAUUUUUUACUUUUUCUUAGUUAUAAAUUAUUUCUACACUAGAAUUCGUAAUAAAAUCUUUUCUGAGAUUCCCAAUUGUACCACCAAAAGAGUGCACAUGUUUUCAAGUAUUCGAAACUUGCUGAAUAUAUUUUUUAAUGGAUUUAAAGAUUCAUUCCUUUAAAGUCUUUUUUUGCUCCGCCCUGUAAUUUUGAGCCUAAAGUUGUAUGAGACCCAAAGGAAAUCUAUCUUGUUGUUGAGCGCGUACACAGUAUUGGAUUAGAAUAAACCCCUUAAUCCUAUCUUUGACCAAUCAAAAAUGUUUUCAAAUCAAACAUAAACUAAAACGAGAGCUAACAGUAAAAGACAAACUAAAUAUAGGAAUUUUAAUGUGUGGCUAGUGCUUAGAUUUGACUACUAGAUAAAAUUCAUAUAUACUCGUGUAUUCAAAGGCGGAAAAGUAGAUAAAAAUCAAAUAAAACAAGUAAUUGCAUUUUCAAUUGACUCCAGAAGCAGCUGCCAAAUUGUUUUUAUAUUGAAAGCCUAAUUCAAAAACGAAAAGACCACAAAACGGAAAAAUAAAGGAAAUUAACAGAAUUGUAAUACAAUAACUAAAUAGAAAGCUUUAAAACAUAAGUUAGCAUUUGAUAUAUUUUGAUAAAAAAAAAUAAAAGAAAACAGAAACGAAAGAAUACACAAUUAUAUUGCAUAUUGACUGAGAACGACAAGAAUAGCGGAAAAAAUUUAAAGAACGCUUAAAAAAAACUAUUUAUGAAAGGAGCAAAGAUCAAUCAAUCAUUAAACUGGAAUAGGAGAUGAAUUGUGAGGAUGAGAAAUGAUGGAUGAUGUCAUGGAAUUAGUACACACUUUGCAUUAACAUAUUUUAUAAUGAAACAUUACAAACAACACUAAUUUAACGCAUAUAAAUAAAAAGAAAAUAUUAAGACUAAUUGAUAUUUGUUAUAGCUUGGGAGGGUCUCUCAAAUACCUAUAAAAUAAAGGGGUUUCUUGUUCACCGGAACGAAAUUAAACCUUUAGCUAAUCAUAAAUGAUGAAAAAUGUUCCUCAAAUUUAGCUAAUGCAGCUCUCCAUAGGUAACACAAUUAUACUAACCUCAUACUGAUUCUUAUAGUUAAAACAGUUAAAUUCUUUAUUCUAUUCCAUUCAAUCCAAUCGUUUAGUUGCUGACAUUUCAGAGGCUUUAGCACUGCAGAUAUAUAUGCCCAUAAACCUUGUGAAAUUCCACCCCUUGAAGUAAGCAAUAAUAGUUGAAAUCAAUUUGUGACACUAUAAUUCCCAACCAGUUCUAGCCGCACAGUCAUCAGGUGGUGGCUGAUUUCCAGCUUCAAGUUAUCGCUUCUCGGCCUUAUGGCUAAGAUCAAAGUGUAGUAUCUGUUCUUAUCAGCUUAACAUCUGAUAGUUUCUCCAUUGGAGAACAACAAAUGUUAAACUGAUUUUUGGAAUCAGACGGAGUGCUAGGGGCUUGCUCCACCUCUGUCGCGGGUUGGCCCGGUA
Messenger RNA from Drosophila pseudoobscura, 9204 nucleotides. It is a transcript of the gene CdGAPr, whose product is annotated as GTPase-activating protein CdGAPr. The record is from RefSeq and is a predicted model, not a curated record. NCBI's taxonomy places the organism in Eukaryota, Metazoa, Arthropoda, Insecta, Diptera, Drosophilidae. Gene Ontology annotation, molecular function: protein binding; GTPase activator activity. Bases 765 to 6506 code for a protein of 1913 amino acids. Gene Ontology annotation, biological process: small GTPase-mediated signal transduction. The transcript has 7 exons.